Messenger RNA from Danio aesculapii, 5842 nucleotides. RefSeq names its product STE20-like kinase a (gene slka). The record is from RefSeq and is a predicted model, not a curated record. Gene Ontology annotation, molecular function: ATP binding; protein serine/threonine kinase activity. The transcript has 19 exons. Gene Ontology annotation, biological process: protein phosphorylation. Bases 760 to 4449 code for a protein of 1229 amino acids. NCBI's taxonomy places the organism in Eukaryota, Metazoa, Chordata, Actinopteri, Cypriniformes, Danionidae.
UUUCCUAGCCAAACGCACGCGCUCUGAAAUCCUCCUGCAACAUCCACGAGAAGUUGGUCACGAGAGACCCGAGCGACCAUCGAACAAGGCGCGAUAAACCGCGAGCAGUGUCGACUGGCAUGCCUCUGCCCUGAAAUUGGUUUAUUCGGUUUUUAUCGAAACUGUUGUGGUUGGCUAAGCUGUAAAACACACCCCUCCCGUGAGGAGUAGACUGAGCUCAGACUGGAGUUUGGUCAUCAGCAUCCGCUCCGCUUUUUUACGGUGUGCUAGCUAAUUAUCUGCCUCCUUUAAAUGGAUUUUACUGUAUUGUUGUUUGUUUAAACGACAAAUUUGAAUACGCGGCGCUUGUUUGACUGAGAAGCUCUUAUUUUAGCAGACGGGUGAGGCAAAAGCAGAGGAUCACACACACAUGUAGCCGCUGUGAGGCUAGCAGAGGAAGUGGACUGUUACUUUUCCAUCCCUGUAUGCUGGAAGGAGUCGCUCGCCUGGAUGAAUCACUGUUAUGGAGACGCGAAAUGCCACAUAAAGGCCGAUCUCUGUGACUUACACAGAGACUAAUACCUUCACCAUCAUUAACAGUUUCACUCGGAGCUGUCUGCAGCAGCACUGGUAACGUUAAAUGAGUUAGCAGAGGAUCGAUCCUCCACAUGCUAGCCCAUUAGCCAACUCCCCAAGUGAUUCGUCAAGCACAGUAUUAACAGUUUAUGUCGUGUCAGUCUAUUAUUUGUAAACCAUAGACCUUUAUAUUGCGAUUGGAACAUGUCCUUUUUCAAUUUUCGGAAGAUAUUUAAGUUGGGAACGGAGAAGAAGAAGAAACAGUAUGAGCACGUUAACAGAGACGUCAACCCCGAGGAUUUUUGGGAGAUCGUCGGAGAGCUUGGGGAUGGAGCUUUUGGCAAAGUCUACAAGGCUCAGAACAAACAGACUGGGAUCUUGGCUGCAGCUAAAGUGAUCGAUACCAAAACAGAAGAGGAGCUUGAGGACUACAUGGUGGAGAUCGACAUCCUCGCCUCCUGUGACCAUCAGUAUAUAGUCAAACUGCUGGAUGCUUUCUAUUUUGAGAGCAAACUCUGGAUUCUCAUUGAGUUUUGUGCUGGAGGAGCGGUAGACGCUGUGAUGUUGGAGCUGGAGCGGCCACUGACAGAGCCUCAGAUCCGGGUGGUGUGUAAACAGUCGCUGGAGGCGCUGGUUUACCUCCAUGAGAAUAAGAUUAUACACCGGGACCUGAAGGCUGGAAAUAUUCUCUUUACCUCAGAUGGAGACAUCAAAUUGGCUGACUUUGGAGUGUCUGCAAAGAAUACAAAGACCCUACAGAGAAGAGACUCUUUCAUUGGAACGCCAUACUGGAUGGCACCCGAGGUGGUGAUGUGUGAGACGUCAAAGGACAGACCGUACGACUACAAAGCGGACAUCUGGUCCCUGGGGGUGACACUGAUUGAGCUGGCACAGAUCGAGCCACCCAACCACGAGAUGAACCCAAUGAGAGUCCUGCUAAAAAUAGCAAAGUCUGAGCCCCCCACACUGGCAUCUCCAUCACGAUGGUCUCCUGAGUUCAGUGAUUUCUUGCGGAAAGCAUUGGAUAAGAAUGUAGACAACAGGUGGAGUGCCUUGCAGCUCUUACAGCAUCCAUUUGUUUCUAGUCUAGUGGAUAACAAACCACUUCGAGAACUGAUUGCUGAAGCUAAAGCCGAAGUGGUUGAGGAGUUUGAAGAGGGAAAAGAGGAAGAGGAGGAAGAAGAGCCCGAGCCACAGUCGGCAGUGCAAGGGCACAAACGUGCAUUAUCGGACACCAGUGUUGGCAGCUCAGAGGAUGAGAGGCAAAAUCAGAACACGCCAACUCUUGAGUCGGUCACAGAGAAAGCUGAACCUGAAAGAACACCUGAGCAUCAAGCUUGUGACAAGACAUCUGUGGAUGCUCCCGAAUCCAACCAUGCUGAGGAUGGGAAGAUGGUUGAAGCCAAUGUGUCAGACACCAGCACUGAGGAAUUACGUUCUGGUGACGAGCCCAUAUCAAAGCAAGAAGAAUCUCCUAUGCCAGUUAGCACAGAAGUGGAGGUUACUGAUCACCCGAAUGCUCCAACAGCAAAUGACACCAACCUCCAAGAGAUUGUAACUGUCAGUGAGGAAACUGGUGAGGAGGAAAAGAAAGAAGUGAAGGUGGAAGAGAAACUAGAGAAGAAAGAAGAGGAGUCUGAAGAAAUGAACCAGAAAGCCAAAGCACAAAGCAUCACUGAUGAAGAAAAGGAACAUGCCUUGCCUUCAGAUGAAGCUGAACCGAAGAGUAAAUCCGAUGGUGUUACUGAAGAAGCCAUUACUGAACCAACAGAGGUUACAGGAAAAACUGAAGACAAGCUUGAGACUGAACAAGAGGUGGAAGAAAAGGAACCAGUAGAAUAUAAGCCAGUUACCUCAGCUGAUGUUCCUACAGAAAAAGUGAAGGAGCAAACAGAAACUUCACCAGAUAUUUCUACAGAAGAAGUAAAGGAGCAGCAACCAGAAACCUCACCAGAUGUUUCUAAAGAGGAAGUAAAGAAGGAGCAACCGGAAACUUUACCAGAUGUUUCUUCAGAAGAAGUAAAGGAGCAACCGGAAACUUCACCGGCUGUUUCUACAGAAGAAGUUAAGGAGCAACCGGAAACUUCACCAGCUGUUUCUACAUCAGAAGUAAAGAAGGAGCAACCGGAGACUUCACCAGAAGUUUCUAAAGAAGUGAAGGAAGAUCAGUCGGUCCCAGAGGACCAAAAUAAAGCUGAAGAAAAGGCAGAGGUUUCAGAACCCAAGGGGGUAGAUGUGGUAGCAGACACCUCUGUGAGUAAAGUUCCUGUUGUUGUCAUCAAUGGUGUGAAAGAAGAGGAGGUCAGUGCUACAGAAGAGCCUGCAGAAGCACAUGAAGACAGACCAGAGAUCCAGGAAGCCCCUGCCAUGCCUGAAAGUGACCACAAUACAGUAGAUGUGGCAAAACCCGAUGCUGAAAAGGAGAAAGACUCAGAUUCAGGCAGCAGUUCUGCUGCAGAUACUAAUAGCAUUGACAUCAAUCUGUCCAUUUCCAGUUUCCUCUCCAAGAGCAAAGAAGGAUCUGUUUCAAUACAGGACAUCAAGCGCCAAAAGAAAACCCUGAAAAAGACUCGCAAGUUUUUGGUCGAUGGGGUGGAAGUCAGUGUUACCACAUCCAAGAUUGUCACAGACAAUGACACCAAGAGUGAGGAACUGAGAUUCCUGAGGCGCCAAGAGCUACGAGAACUGAGGCUGCUGCAGAAAGAGGAGCAAAGGGCUCAACAGCAGCUCAGCAAUAAACUGCAGCAGCAGAAAGAGCAACUCUUCAGACGCUUUGAGCAGGAAAUGUCGGGAAAGAAACGACAGUAUGACCAAGAGGUGGAGAACCUUGAGAAACAGCAGAAGCAGACUAUAGAGCGUCUGGAGCAGGACCACACCAACCGACUGAGAGACGAAGCCAAGAGGAUCAAAGCUGAGCAGGACAAGGAGCUCUCCAAGUUCCAGAACAUGCUGAAGAAUCGCAAAAAAGAGGUCAAACAAGAGGUCGGACUGUCCCCCAAACACAUGAGAAAAGAGCUCAUGAAACGCUUAAAAGAAGACCUAGCUGCCGUUCAACAUGGAGAGGAGCAAGAGUUUCUCCAGAGACAGCAGCAGGAGCUGGACGGAGCUCUGAAAAAGAUCAUCCAGCAGCACAAACUGGAGAUCGCCACUAUAGAGAGAGACUGUCUCAACCACAAGCAGCAGCUCAUGAGAGCACGAGAAGCAGCCAUGUGGGAGCUGGAGGAGCGCCACCUGCAGGAGAAACACCAGUUACUGAAGCAGCAGCUGAAGGAUCAAUACUUCAUGCAGAGACAUCAGCUCCUCAAGAGACAUGACAAGGAGAUGGAGCAGAUGCAGGGUUAUAACCAGCGGCUGAUUGAGGAGAUGAAGAACAGGCAGGCGCAGGAAAGAGCUCGACUGCCGAAGAUCCAGCGUAGUGAAGCCAAGACGCGGAUGGCCAUGUUUAAGAAGAGCCUGCGCAUCACUGGCACCGGGACACCAGAGCAGGACAGAGAGAAGAUCAAACAGUUUGCAGUUCAGGAGGACAAGAGACAGAAGAAUGAGAGACUUCAUCAGCAUCAGAAACAUGAGAACCAGAUGAGGGACCUGCAGCUGCAGUGUGACUCCAACAUCAGAGAACUUCAGCAGAUGCAGAAUGAGAAAUGUCACCUGCUGAUUGAGCAUGAGACUCAGAAGCUGAAGGAGCUUGAUGAGGAGCACAGUCAGGAGCUGAAAGAAUGGAGGGAGAAGCUUCGUCCACGGAAAAAGGCUCUGGAGGAAGAGUUCACCCGCAAACUCCAGGAGCAGGAAGUCUUCUUUAAGAUGAGUGGAGAGUCCGAAUGUCUCAAUCCCACCACCCAGAGCAGAGUCUCAAAAUUCUACCCCAUUCCCAGUGUGCACUCCUCCGGCUCUUAACCUCCACCACCUAGCAAGAUCUCUUCUAGUCAGGAGUCUUUUAAAGGUAUGAGAUCAGAAUAGCUGCAUAGGUUUGAGAAGCUGAUUCAAAUCUCCCAGUGAUAAAGGACAAAGCUUAUGCAUUACCUUGACAGAUUCCGCCACAUCAAAUCCAAUGGAUUAACAUAUUCGUUUUGUCGUCUUCUGGUCAUGUUCAUUUGUGCUUGAGAUUAUAAACACAAAUCAACAACAAAUACACUCAGGCAAUAUCAUCUUGUCUUUGUGGAAUAUUUGCGUAAAACAGCCUUAAUGAGGGUCACGUGAUGCAAAGCCCAUAACAAACAUAAGGUCACAGAUAGAGGUCACGUUUAAAAGAACACGUGGACAACAUGACGUUUAAUUGUCUAAAUGUUUUGCACAGCUACUAAAUUACGUUUCAGUGCCGUUAUGGUCUCGUAUCCGCUGUUACAUGUCGUUAUAUGCCCGUUUUAACGUCCAUGCAAAGUUAUUUUUAAAACAAAAAUACUCUUUUUAGCUUUUACUAUUUGCAUUAUGGUUGAAACCAUUUGCAGUCAAGGAAUGUAACCCAUAUGAUGACACUUUAAAACAAUUUGAACAUAUGCAGUAGUGAUCUUAUUAGUGCUUUAGCAAAAAAAAAUGAGUGCCCAAAUAUUUGUAUACGGUGAUGUAAUUUCUCAUUUGGUCAAGUCACUUUGUGGUCCAGAGUACCGAGUUUUUUUUUUAUGAGCAAGUUAAUUUGAAGGGGGCCGCCUUUGCCUUGUUGAAUGUUUCAUAUAUGGCGUUCGAAGAUUUAUUUAUGGAUUGAACUGAAGGUUUUAAUUGUUAGUUCUUUUUCCUGUUUCGUCAAUAUAUGAACUUGCACGUUACAUCGUUUAUCUUGAUUCGUUUUAGUUUUUUAUUAUCACUGAAGAACACAUGCUUUGAUAGUCAAAUGUUGGGCUGCAUUUGGAAUAGUCCACUGCAAAAGUGUUUCCGUGGGAAGGCCUGAACGUGUCUCGCUGUUGCUCACUGAGGACUUUUCAUCUGAUUCAAGCUCUAUUUUUGAUAAUAUGUUUCGUGCAAGAAGUCACACAUCUAUAUCUUAGCCAUAAUAUAUGACAUGCUGUGCUCAUAUAUUUUUUGCAUGCUGAGAUAAAUCCCAAAUGCUGUACUUCACCAGACAUAAACUCUUGGAACCGACGAUGCAUUUUACAAAAGGUGGUUUUAAACCGUUUGCACAAAUGGAGACAGAGAAGUGGCCGAUAUCCCAGUGUCAUACUGCUGAACAGUGACCUUAACCUCCUGCAGCACUUUGGUGGAAUAUCUGAUGCAUUUUCGAGGUCAAUUUAUGUAUCUAAAUGCUUGUCCAUUGAUAUACUGUAAUAAUGCUGUAAAUAAAACUCAUUGUAUUUUC